Messenger RNA from Mesoplodon densirostris (Blainville's beaked whale), 1497 nucleotides. RefSeq names its product acid phosphatase 1 (gene ACP1). Gene Ontology annotation, molecular function: non-membrane spanning protein tyrosine phosphatase activity; acid phosphatase activity. The coding region runs from base 71 to 547 and encodes 158 amino acids. Gene Ontology annotation, biological process: protein dephosphorylation. The transcript has 6 exons. Gene Ontology annotation, cellular component: cytoplasm. NCBI's taxonomy places the organism in Eukaryota, Metazoa, Chordata, Mammalia, Artiodactyla, Ziphiidae. The record is from RefSeq and is a predicted model, not a curated record.
UCGCGAUGCGCAUGCGCCGCGCCAGAAACGUUCCGACGUGAUUAGUGAGCGCCUCUAUGAGUGCGGGAAGAUGGCCGAACAGGUGACCAAGUCAGUGCUGUUCGUGUGUCUGGGUAACAUCUGUCGAUCACCCAUCGCAGAAGCAGUUUUCAGGAAACUUGUAACUGAUCAAAACAUUUCAGAUAUUUGGAGGAUAGACAGUGCAGCAACGUCCACGUAUGAACUAGGAAACCCUCCUGAUUAUCGGGGGCAGGCUUGCAUGAAGAGGCAUGGUAUCCCCAUGAAUCACGUUGCCCGGCAGGUUACCAAAGAAGACUUUGCCACUUUUGAUUAUAUGCUAUGUAUGGAUGAAAGCAACCUGAGAGAUUUGAAUAGGAAAAGUAAUCAAGUUAAAAACUGCAGAGCGAAAAUUGAACUACUUGGGAGCUACGAUCCACAGAAACAAUUCAUCAUUGAAGACCCUUAUUAUGGUAAUGACGCUGACUUUGAGACCGUCUACCAGCAGUGUGUGCGGUGCUGCAGAGCCUUCCUGGAGAAGGUUCGCUGACCCGGGUCCAGUCCUGCUGCGGCCCAGGCUUGUUCCCACAGGCCUGCAUUCUCAGUCAGGUGUCACAGUGUCACCAUUCCCUAGCCAAGGCCGCAGCCCUUUUUUCAGUUGACUCACUGUUUCUUACCUUAAAAAAUAACUGUAGAUGGAAAUCAGUUGUUGCGUUUGGUGGACGAAUAAAUAAAAAAUUUUGAUUCAGACAGUUUAUGGGGUUAGUGUUCUUAGACUAGUUGAACCUCCCGCUUUGCCCCAGUUACAAAAAUAGUGGAACAAACAAAGUAGUAGAGCAGCAAAAUAGAACAUAAUGAAGCAAAACAUCACUGUAAGGCUCGUCAGCAUCGGAGCCCAUUGGCACUUCCAAGAAUCUGCACGACCUCUUCCCUCUGUGCGGACAGGGCCCCUGCCCUGCACUACCUCCUGAUGCCAGGGCCUGGUGUCCAGUGACGUUGGCGAGAAGUGUUCAUACACACGCACAGUGCACACUUACGCAUUUACAGGACAGGAAGGAGGAAGGUUUGUGUGACUAAUCUUCAGCACCUUCACUCCUUAGUUUGUGUCUGUCUAGUUGAUUUCAUAAGGAAGUCAGCUUAUGUGUUCCUGUUUGAACCACUUUGCCGCUGGAAAUGUGAUUAUGUCUGGGAAGAAGGACACUUGUGUGCUGGUUUACCUUAGGGUCAGUGUGGGGACCACGUCUGCUUUUACAUGCAUGUGAGUAACCUGAAUGUCAAAUAUAGAUCAGCUUAAGUGGGAAAAAAAUAGUAAGUGGGAAAAAGUCAUUUUAUGUUGGAAUGCGUAAAUAUUGAUAUGUUAGGUAUUCUUUUAUCAGUGCUUAGAUUAUAGGCAAAUAUAGGUAAUUUCUGUGCACUUGGAGAUAACUGAUCUAAAAUUCAUAUGAAUAUAUGUCAGAAAAGAUUGUGUUCAAAUAAACUGGGGAAAUUACAAAAAUACAA